GCGACUUUUGAAAGUGUUAAGGUGGCCUAUCAGUUUGUUUACACAAGAUCACUAAUCAUGUCUGGCAUACAAGGAAAUAGAAUAGGGAGCAACUCUAACCCUAUUAUUCUAAGCGAUGAUGAAAAUGAAAUGGAUUACGAGUCUGACAUUAACAGUUACACCAGCCGUGAACUUGUUCUGCGUCGAGUUUUAAGAGCAGGAGAACCUGAUAGUGAUGAUGAAGCCCUUCGUGAAUUUGAUCGUGCUAGAGGGCAAACUAGGGUCGAUAUUUAUCAAGCUGUUUUGAGACCUGAAAGCGAUUCGGAGCCUGAGUUUGAGCAUGAAUUUGGGUUUGAGUUCGAACAAGAAUUUGAGUUUGAGUUCGAACAUGAAUUAGAGGUUGAACCUGAGUUUGAGUUUGAGCCCGAACAUGAACCUGAACCUGAGCCUGAGCCAGAGGAAGCUAAUCAUCAAUUUCAAGGUCUACGAAGAUCCUCUAGGCCAAGAAAAGAAGCUUAUUAUUUUGAUAUGGAUGACGAUGAUGAACUUAAAUAUGAGCUAUUCACCCUAGAAGGUUAUAGCGAGUCAAAGGACAAGUCUGAUGAUGUUUCCCUUUAGCUUUGCUUACAUAUUUAGUUGUGUGUGAGAAAAAUGUUGGUCAAUCCGCCCAACCAUAGUUUAUGUUUAUAUCGUAGAACCUUUUUACUUUAUUUUGAGAACAGGUGUGUGUUAAUAUUUAGGAUUGUUAUUGACAUUCUUCUGAGGAAUAAAAGCUAGAUGAUUGACUAUCU
Spinacia oleracea (spinach) is the source of this 770-nucleotide messenger RNA. RefSeq lists its product as uncharacterized. The coding region runs from base 58 to 597 and encodes 179 amino acids. NCBI's taxonomy places the organism in Eukaryota, Viridiplantae, Streptophyta, Magnoliopsida, Caryophyllales, Amaranthaceae. The transcript is spliced from 2 exons. The record is from RefSeq and is a predicted model, not a curated record.